AUGUAUACAUUAUUGCAUGGAUUUUAUAAAUAUAUGGUACAAAAGGAUGAAUUCUGCGUGCUUAUUCUUGGAUUGGAUAAUGCUGGAAAGACUACGUAUUUAGAAGCGGCGAAGACAAAGCUGACGAAAAACUACAACGGUAUACAUCCCACAAAGAUAACAACUACAGUAGGGUUGAACAUUGGUAAAAUAGACCUAGCCGGUAUACGCCUCAAUUUUUGGGACUUGGGAGGGCAAAACGAACUACAAUCUUUAUGGGAUAAAUAUUAUGAGGAAUCUCACGCCAUUAUUUACAUAGUAGACUCUUCAGACAGAGACAGGAUAGACGAAUCUAAAGAAAUAUUUGAUAAGAUGAUAGCGAGUGAAGCUUUACAAGGCAUUCCGUUGUUAGUAUUAGCGAAUAAACAAGAUAUUCCCGAGUGUAUGGGUGUGAGAGAGGUCAAGCCGAUAUUUAAUAAAAACGCGCAUCUUAUAGGGAAACGGGACUGCAUGGUUAUGCCAGUUUCUGCAUUAACAGGGGAAGGAGUAGACGAAGGAAUACGGUGGCUGGUAGAUUGCAUCAAAAGAAAUGCAUACCUGAGGCCACCCAGGAACGACCAGGAAAGUUAGCACCGGUGGAAACUAGACUGAUAAUUUUUUAAAUGUUUAUGUACAUGGUAUAUAUUAAUAUUUAUAAGUGUAAAUAAACCCAUUUCUGUACAAGCA
Messenger RNA from Anoplophora glabripennis (Asian longhorned beetle), 705 nucleotides. It is a transcript of the gene Arfrp1, whose product is annotated as ADP-ribosylation factor-related protein 1. Gene Ontology annotation, molecular function: GTPase activity; GTP binding. The record is from RefSeq and is a predicted model, not a curated record. Gene Ontology annotation, biological process: Golgi to plasma membrane protein transport; protein localization to organelle; intracellular protein transport. Bases 1 to 609 code for a protein of 202 amino acids. Lineage: Eukaryota; Metazoa; Arthropoda; Insecta; Coleoptera; Cerambycidae. The transcript is spliced from 5 exons. Gene Ontology annotation, cellular component: Golgi apparatus.